UUAAACUAGACAAAGGAUCCGAGCCGAAUCCCGAUCCCUCCGGCGUCCCACCUCACCCCUACAAAUCCGACGUCUGAUCCCAUCGAUCCUAGCAUCGAUUCCCCCACCUAACCUAUAUCUUUGAAUCCGCCUCGCGCGAGGGAGCAGUGGCGAUAGCCGAUGCGAGGGAGCGCGCGACGUCGGCGGCGGCGACCCCUACCUAACUUGUAGCUUCAAAUCCACUGCGUGCGAGCGAGUGGUGGCGAUAGCCGGCGCGAGGGAGCGCGCGGCACCAGCGGUGGCAACCCCCACCUAACCUGUAGCUUCGAAUCCGCCUCGAGCUCUAGAUUCGAUCCGCUUCGUCAUGAUGGUGGCCAUCGAUUCCCAGUUAGAUCAUCACUUCUGGAUUCCACCCCCUAAUAAGCUUUGGAUCUCUCACUGCGUCUUCUUCUUUGAUUCCCCCAAAUGUUUGUUGUUUGAAUCAUCGACGGCAAAUCUGCAAGUUGCAUUAUGCAGUUAGCAUUGUGCUUGAGUUUUGCGUGCAGUUAGCUGGUUUGAGUCCCUGUCAGUUGGUAAUGUGUAUAAAAUCUGAGGUUAGAUGUUGGAGACAACAUUCAGUUAGCUCUGUGGGAUUGUGUAGUUUGAGCUAGAAAAUGUGCUUUGCUUGUGCUUGAGUUUUGCGUCGAGUUAGCUGGUUGCAUCCCUAUCAGUUUGGUGAUGUGUAUAGAAAUAUGAAGUUAUCUGUUGGAGAAACCAUUCAGUUAGCUCUGUGGGCUUCUGGUUGCAUUUGCGCAGUUAACUAUGAAAACUUUUCUUCACUGCUUGUAGUAAAAAAUGGCACCUGAUGAAGACGAUGAUGACCUAACUAGCAGGAUUGUAUGUGUCGACAUGCAAAACUCUCCCGUGCAGAAUGACCCAGUUUACGUUUUAAAACCAGUGGUGGUGCAAACUGCGAGGUAUCCACCACAGGCGCCAAUGAAUGAAAGAGUUACUGGAUGCAAUUGCGAACCUAUGCCGCGCCUGAAGAACCGUCAACACCAAUCAAGCGUCCUGGAGACAAUCAAUGAGGUGCAUGAUGGACCUGCACAAGAUGAUGAUGAACACAUGGAUGCUACCAAUGAAAGUGAUGAUCACAUUGAAUGCUGGACUAAGAUUGUUCCUCAAGAUGACUGGGAGCGAGAACUCGAGCAAGUCUUUGUUCUAAGGCCUAAAACACGAUGUCCGCAAUAUCCACAAGCUCAAGAAGACCAGUCUAGUCAGAGCAAUGAUAAGGCAUGUGCAGAUACUUGUACAGACAACUGUGAGAAAGCUAGAACUGCACGUUGUUCUGUCGCCCAAAAAAAGAUAACAAAAAUGAUGUUCUGCUAACAUCAGCAGUUAGGUGUUCCACCAUCAUGCAGUUAGGGUUGAGUGCAUAAGGGAGUUAGAAACUAUGGGGCAGUUAGCUUAAAUAAUGCAGUUAUGUGAUAAAGCAACUAGGUUUAAAUACACAUGGAAGUUAGAGUACACAACAAC
Triticum dicoccoides is the source of this 1494-nucleotide messenger RNA. RefSeq lists its product as uncharacterized. The coding region runs from base 814 to 1347 and encodes 177 amino acids. Lineage: Eukaryota; Viridiplantae; Streptophyta; Magnoliopsida; Poales; Poaceae. The transcript has 2 exons. The record is from RefSeq and is a predicted model, not a curated record.